Molecule: messenger RNA, 1122 nt
Organism: Striga hermonthica
Lineage: Eukaryota; Viridiplantae; Streptophyta; Magnoliopsida; Lamiales; Orobanchaceae
Source: the annotation of a GenBank genome assembly
AUGGCUGUCUCAGCUGCAGCGAGGGCCGUGUUCAUCUCAACCGCCGCCGAUUUUUCCGUCAGGACGACCUCCCGGCCGUCCCUGUCCCCUCCCAUCCACCACCUCCUCAUACGCCCCUUGCUCGCCGCCGCCGCUGCGGCCCCCAAGAAGCGCGCUGCCGCAAUCAGCUGCUUGAUUUCCGGCGUAGACGGUGGAGGAGUCUCCGACGAGUUCGUUUCCACCAGAAAAUCCGGCUUCAGCCGUGAAUUCUCCGUCAUAGCGAACAUGCUGAAGAGAAUCGAGCCCCUCGACAAUUCAGUUAUCUCCAAGGGGGUCUCGGAUUCGGCUAAGGACUCCAUGAAGCAGACGAUUUCAACUAUGCUCGGGCUUCUUCCGUCCGAUCAGUUUUCUGUCACCGUUAGGGUUUCAAAACAGCCCCUCGAUCAUCUAUUAGUCUCCUCCAUAGUCACUGGAUACACACUUUGGAAUGCAGAGUAUAGGAUAUCUUUGAUGAGGAAUUUCGAUAUGUCGCCUGAUAGUCUCAAAAGUUCUGAUUUUGUCGAUAAUGAUGGGGCCUCGGAGGUGAGGUGGGAGGCCGGUGAUGGUGGCGGAGAUGACAGAGGACUUGGUGGUGAUGUUCAAGUGAGUGCAGAUGAAUUGGAUAGAUUGAAUCUACAAAAUUCGAGAGAUUUAUCACCGGAAGCUUUAAAGUAUAUACAGAAAUUAGAAUCAGAGUUGUUAGCUACUAAGCAGGAACUUCAUGCCCAGAAACAGGAAAAUUUGCAGAUGGAGCGUAUUAAGAAGAGUAGUAACAAUCUUCUGGAGUACCUGAGGUCAUUGGAGCCUGAUAUGGUAAUGGAGCUAUCUAAACCAUCUUCACCGGAGGUGGAAGAUAUUAUCCACCAACUUGCUCGAAAUAUAUUGAGGAGAUUUUUCAAAGAGGAGAUUGUAUCUGAUAACGAGGAUUUGGCUUCGAGCAGCAUACAAGACUGCGAAGACACGGAUAGUGAAUUUGGUGAUGCUAUCAUUGGCACUUCUCGGGAUUACUUGGCCAAGUUGCUCUUCUGGUGCAUGUUACUGGGCCAUCAUCUGAGGGGUUUGGAGAACAGAUUGCAUCUAAGUUGUGUUGUUGGUUUGUUAUAG